Molecule: messenger RNA, 1572 nt
Organism: Exophiala viscosa
Lineage: Eukaryota; Fungi; Ascomycota; Eurotiomycetes; Chaetothyriales; Herpotrichiellaceae
Product: acetyl-CoA acyltransferase
Exons: 3
Coding region: 187-1452 (421 amino acids)
Biological process (GO): phenylacetate catabolic process; fatty acid beta-oxidation
Cellular component (GO): peroxisome
Molecular function (GO): acetyl-CoA C-acyltransferase activity
Source: RefSeq, a predicted model, not a curated record
UUGAAAUGUGCCGAGGCAUCUUGCACGUCCUUCAACAUCCAGCAUUACCUUACCACAUUAAGACAUUUUCUGUAUCACUGAACAAAUAUCACUUAUCAAAAGGCUUUCACGAGACAUACACAUAUAUCUGAUCCAAGCCUUGCAUUCGCUUCCUUCCAUCUGUACAUAUUAGAAACAUCUCUCAAAAUGAGUGCUCAAGAAAGACUGCAAAACGUUGCUGGCCACCUCCACUCCAGCGCCACCACAACUGUAUCUCCAGGUCUCAAGAAAAUCCUCGAAAAGAACCCCGAUGACAUUGUGAUAACAUGCGCCACACGCACAGCACUCACAAAAGCCCGUAAAGGCGGCUUCAAAGACACACUCACCGACGAGCUCAUGAUCCACGUUCUAAAAGCCAUCAAAGACAAAUCCGGCAUCGAGCCCAAUGUCGUCGACGACGUCUGCAUCGGCAACGUCCUUCAACCAGCCCCAGGUUUCGCCGCUCGGAGUGCCGUUCUGGCCGCUGGUUUCCCAGUCUCCACCUCCGCCAAUGUAGUCAGCCGAUUCUGCUCGUCCGGGUUGUUGUCUAUCCAAACAGUAGCAGGACAAAUCGCGACAGGCUCCAUCGAAGUCGGUAUCGCCGUCGGAUGUGAAAGCAUGUCAAGCAAUGCCGAUGCCCCACCUAAAAUUAGCGACGAGGUCAUGAAUCAUCCCAUUGCAAAGGACAACAUCCAGCCCAUGGGCUGGACGUCCGAGAACGUGGCGCGCGACUUCAACAUCUCCCGCCAAGCACAAGACAAGUACGCCGAGAUGUCGCAUAAUCGUGCCGAACACGCUCAAAAGGAGGGCUGGACAGCCGACGAGAUCACGCCCGUCACGACGCACUGGACCGAUCCUAAAACUAAAGAAACCAAGACUAUUACCGUCGACAAGGAUGAGGGCAUCAGACCUGGAACCACGUUCGAAGGACUGCAAAAGAUCCGCUCAGCAUUCCCUCAAUGGGGCCCGACUACCACCGGCGGAAACGCCAGCCAAGUCACUGACGGUGCGGCGGCGGUGUUGAUGAUGAAGCGCAGCACGGCCGAGGCGCUCGGUCAGCCCAUUGUCGCCAAGUAUGUUAAGAGCACUGUCGUCGGUCUCGAGCCGCGCAUCAUGGGCAUUGGACCGUCGUUGGCGAUCCCCAAAGUCCUGAAGCUCGCUGGUUUGGAAAAGGAGGAUAUCGACCUUUUUGAGAUCAACGAGGCUUUUGCUUCCAUGUACGUUUACUGUGUGGAGAAGUUGGGCUUGGAUGUCGAAAAGGUCAAUGUACGGGGUGGUGCUAUUGCUAUUGGUCAUCCGUUGGGCUGCACUGGUACACGACAGGUUGUUACCGUCUUGUCUGAGUUGAAGCGGAGAAAGGCCAAGGUUGCGCUUACAAGUAUGUGUGUCGGUACUGGGAUGGGCAUGGCCGGCAUUUUUGUGUCAGAGCAAUAGUCAAUUCAGCAAAAUGGAUAACUGUGAGCUUGUGACGAGCUCCGGGCGUACCGUCGUCGGAUCUGGCUCUCGCCAAGGGUCAACGCAGGUUGAUCUGGGACAAGCAUAUUGCGAGAACUU